Molecule: messenger RNA, 5454 nt
Organism: Syngnathus typhle (broad-nosed pipefish)
Lineage: Eukaryota; Metazoa; Chordata; Actinopteri; Syngnathiformes; Syngnathidae
Gene: shroom4
Product: shroom family member 4
Exons: 11
Coding region: 105-4937 (1610 amino acids)
Biological process (GO): actin filament organization
Cellular component (GO): adherens junction; apical junction complex; apical plasma membrane
Molecular function (GO): actin filament binding
Source: RefSeq, a predicted model, not a curated record
CAGCCCUGCUCGCGUCCUUUGCUCGACUCGGCGGCUAGUGCAUCCAUUGUGGCCACGGCGCCGAUGGGGAAGCGGCGGCGGCGGCGGCGACGACAACCGGCAUUAUGGAGACGGUGGAGCAGCUCGUCUCCUUCCACCGCAUUCAGGUGCAGCUGAGCGGCGGCGCGCCGUGGGGCUUCACGCUCAAGGGGGGCACCGAGCACGGAGAGCCGCUCGUCAUCACCAAAAUUGAGGAGGGAGGCAAGGCGGCCCGCUGCGAGAAGCUGAGAGUGGGCGACGAGCUGAUCAACAUCAACGGCUCGGCCCUCUACGGCAGCCGACAGGAGGCGCUCAUCCUCAUCAAGGGCUCCUACAGGAUCCUCAAGCUCGCCGUCAGGAGGCGCAGCAUCCCACACAUCAGACCUCCCUCCUGGCUUCCGAUCGAAGUGCCCCCUCCUCCUCCGCCUCCCCCGCCGUGUCUCCCUCUCCCUGCCGACUCCCCCCCGCUGCCCCCGCCUCCCGCUCCACCUGCCAUGCAGCCCCACCCCUGCGCCUGCACGCUAACCUGGAACACGAGUGACAACAGUGACCUGCCCAUGCAGUGGGGCCAGUUGUGCAGACCUUACUCAUCCACCGAUCGGAGCAGUUCCCUGGGCUCCAUGGAGAGCUUGGACACAGCCACGCCCAUCCCGCAGCCUUACUCCGACUCGCGCAAUUCGCCCGUAGACCAGACGCUCUUCAACAGCAAGAGAGACUCGGCCUACAGCUCCUUCUCCGCCAGCUCAAACAUGUCCGACUACACCGCGGUGCCGCUCAGGCCGGUUGACGUAUGCUCCGCCGACGGCUUCCCGCAAAACCUGGCGCCGAUUCGUCCGAGCUCCGCCGCCGCCGCAGACGGACGUUUAUCCGACGAGGCCCGGGCCGAGGCACAGCGGGUGGGCUUCAAGUUCAGCUCAUUGAACAGGCCCAGGCAGAAACCCAAAGAGAGACCCUCGUCGUGGAGGGGCGGAGACUUUGACCUGAUAAGAAAUGGAGAAUGCAGAAUAGCAGCACACGGCAGUCCCGCUCACUCUCCAAACAGCGACCACAGUCUGGAGAACAAUCCGGGUUGCCCUCAUCUUCCAAACCAACGUUGCGCUUCCGCUCCGACUGAUAUCGCCUACGAGGAAACGGUGCCUUCUCCGACCAAUGAACCGGCAACUCCUAACGGCUUCCAACAAGUCGAAGAAAGCAGUCAUUUAGAAUGCUUCCACAGUCAGAGCGAAUGUGAUCUGAGAGACGAGUUGGACGCAACCGUUCGUCAGCUCCCUGCGGCCUCUGACGGACCUGCUUCGUUCCCUUUACACGCUUCAGUAGAGCUUCAGGAGGAGUCGCAAAUCAAUCAUUCCGCUUCUACUGGUCUUCAGUGGCAAAAAGACCCCGAUAAUACACAACUUGGAUGUUCACAGCUGACUAGCAAUAACUCCUCGCCGGAAGCGUACAGUCAUCCUUCUUGUAGUCGGUGGUCUUCAGGAUCUCCAGAUGCAGCGGAGAGUCGGGAACGUUGCCGGGAGCCGCCCAAGAAAUGGGGGCAAAGCUGCUGCUCCACUCCUGAAUGUGUGCUCUCGGAGGAAGGAAGGGGAGCCAUCCAACAUCUCCACCCUUGGGGCCGCUCUGUGAGCGCACCUGAGGACACAGCAGAGCCAUCAACACAAGGCGGGGUGGACCCUGCUGACCAAAUGCUCGGAGGAGAUUUUGAGCCUCUUAGUGCGGCCGCAAGCGUCGACACUUUACUGGAAGAGCAGAGGGUAGAUGAGAGAAGAAGUGAAGUCAUCUUAAAUGUCAGUGACGCUACGGCGAAAAAAACAAACUCUUCGAGGAACCAUCGGAGAAACCGUCGCCGUAGCGAGCGCUUUGCGACCAACCUCCGAAACGAGAUCCAGAGGAAGAAGGCCCAACUUCAACAAAGCGCUGGCCCAGGAGGGUUGAUCUCUUGCGGGGAAACGGUCCAGGAAGAGGACGGUGCAGAUCUCCACGAAGAGUCUGAAGACCCGGACGCUGAAGUCAACAAAAGCCAAACCAAAGUGAUAUUUGGUGCACAAGAUGAGAAAUCAAUCAAUUCGGUCAAACAGAAUUGUGACGAUUCAGCAUCUACGACCACAUCCGUUCAAAUUAUGGACACGGGCGUUCCCAAUUUCCGUGUCGGCGUCCGAGUGGUGGAGGAGCCGGCUCCGGCCGGCAAGGCCCGCCGCUGGCGUUGGACCCCCGAGCAUAAACUCCAACCGGAACCCAGUAGACUGUAUGGCGUCGUUGGCGAGAGCGUGUCGAGGCACGGCGUUUGCGCCUUCACUUCCGCGCCCACCUGCGCCCACUCCGCUUCCUGUUCUCGGAUGGAGGAGUCCGACAUCCUUCCUUUUGCAGAUAGGAGGAAGUUCUUUGAAGAGACCAGCAAGGCGUCCGGACUUCAGAAGUAUCAGGAAGGGAGCGAGCGGGGCCCGUCCACAAACCAACGGAGGCACUCCUACCAGGGAGAAAAGGCGCGGCAUUCAAACGCAGACCAAGACAAAAGGCCGUCGGUGUGCGACAGACAAAAGAAGAAGGAGCACGCGCCGAGUAAAGAACGGGAGGAGAGCGCUCGGGACAGAAAAUGGGACAACACGUCGCGAGAAGUUGAGAUGCAGCGGGAGAAGGAACGACAGGAAAGGGAAGUGGAAAGAGAGAGGCUCAGGGAGAAAGAGCGACAGGAAAGGGUGAGACUGUGGGAACGCCAGAUGGAGUUCCAGUUGGAGAAGGAAGGAGAGGAAGAGAUGAGAAGGCAAAGGAAAGAGUUUUGCAGGAAGCCAGACGGGAAUCGUCAAGACCACUCGCAUCCGAGCAACGGCAGCCAAGUCCGACCGACAUUGUGCCAGGGAAGGAGGGACAUGCCGACACAAUAUCCUGCCCAGCAACAUGAAACAAGCAAACUGAACAGAAAGUACAGCUUGACGGAGAGAGACUACACCGGCUGGAGACGGGAAUCGCAGCCUGCAGACGGCAUCGGUCUGCAUCAUCAGCCAUCGUGGAUCCCGGGACGGGCGAUCGGCAACAGAAACGAUUGCAACGGACACGCGGCAGCCCCCCUCUCCCAGUGGGGCCGCACCAUGUCGGAAAACGAUCUCCAUGCCGGUCAGCGCCGGUCACGUUCCGUCGGCCCGAUGUUGAGGGAAGUGGAGGAAGGAGCGGACUCGGCGGAGGACCCGCUGAGCCAGAAGAAGAAGAAGAAACCACCACCGAGGCCCCCGCCGCCCAAGUGGGAGCAGUUCCACCGCAGGCGAUCAUCGCACCACACGCUAUUUGCUUCUUCUUCGACCGCCCCUCCGCAACAUCCCUGCACGGAACCGCCCUCGGAAGAGCAGCGCUUUUCUAGCGCCGAGCCGUCCAGGCAGAGGUCGUAUAGCCUCCCGCCGCAGAGGCAGGAAGCGGCGGCGGAGGGGUGCCCGCGUUGCAGCUGCCACCAGCCUCGGACUCCAGAUGCCGCCUUCGCCCACAUCCCGGCCGAUCGGCCUCACUUUGCUGAGCUCUCCUUUUCCAUCGCCCCACCCAGUCCCAUGUUAUCCAGGCGGGCCUUCAGGCCGGUGAUGCCGACCUACUUGGACCACCAGCACGAGAGCGAGACGGCACCCCCGCCUGCGCCUCAAAACAGUGAGGAGAUGUGGAAUUCUUACAAGCCACCAUCCGGACCUGGAGCUGAGUGGGAGCGAAGUCUGUCAUCCGGACUUCAAAGCGACUACACGCUUCCACUUGCUGUGGCAAAUGGACACCUCAGUGGUGUUUUACUUCCUGAAUCCUUCUCUGUGCUGAACCACAAGCAGCAGCAGCAGCAGAUGUAUGUCCAGAGUGUUGAGCCACCAAAAGUCCAGGAAACCGGAACCGAGUCGGAGACCACCCUCAGCCCGAGUCCCACCCACAGCCUGGAGGCAGAACUGGAUAUCCCUUUCGAAACGGACAUCGACGACUUCCAGGAAGACGAGGGACUUCCCGCGGAGGAGGAGCCGCUCACCAGCGAGCUUCCUUGCUUCGCCUUGCCGGCCACCGUCCUGGAGACGGACAUCGACACCUUAACUGAGCCGCGGGCCGAUCCGGUGGGCAGCGUCCGGACGGAGUGCAGCUCCGCGGAGGAGGAGCCGGAGAGCGGCAGGGAGAGACUGAGCUUGGAAGAGCUCUUCCCUCACAGCGCUGAGGGAGAGUCGGGCACGGAGAGCUGGAAGGGGGCCUUCCACAACACUGAUAGCUUGGACAGGCAGUCCGGCGCGAGUUCCAGUUGCUCCUCCUAUUACAGCACGUCGGCGGCCAAGGCUCAGCUCUUGUCCCAGAUGAAGGAUUUGACCAACCGAGAGCGGGAAGAAGACGACGAGCUUACCUACAAGAGACAGCUGAUGGAAAGUCUGCGAAAGAAACUGGGAGUACUGAGGGAAGCCCAGCGGGGGCUUCAGGACGACGUCCGAGCCAACGCGCAGCUGGGAGAGGAAGUGGAGGGCAUGGUGGUGGGCGUGUGCAAGCCCAACGAGGUGGACAAGUUCCGCAUGUUCAUCGGAGACCUGGACAAGGUGGUCAGCCUGCUGCUGUCGCUGUCGGGGCGUCUGCUGAGGGUGGAGACGGCGCUGGACAUGCUCAACCCUGAAACUGAAGAUGACGAGAGGCUCUCCCUGCUGGAGAAAAAACGCCAGCUCAUGAGGCAGCUAUCUGAGGCCCAGGACUUGAAGGACCACGUCGACCGCAGGGAGCAGGCCGUCAGCCGGGUUCUGGCCCGAUGCCUUUCUCCCGAGCAGCACCGAGACUACAGCCACUUUGUGAAGAUGAAAGCAGCCCUGCUGGUGGAGCAGAAGCAGCUGGAAGACAAGAUCCGGCUGGGAGAGGAGCAACUGAGAGGGCUCAGGGAGAGUCUGGGGCUGGGCCUCGGUCUGGGAUUGGGAAUGUCCGUGGGAUAUGGACAUUACUGACGGGAUGAAAAAAAACGUUUCUCAGGUUGCCAUGCAAAAAUUCAAACGUGUGGGAAGUUCAGUCAAAGCGCGACACGGAAGCAACUGUGCUGCUUUGAAAGACGACUUGAUAUCAGCGAGACGCUCCGCUCGUGGGUGUUAUUCCACUACCAAAGAAAAAAGGCCAGACUUUUUGUGUGUGUGUGUGUGUGUGUUUUGAUGGUGCUUCACAUGCAAUUGCAGUUGAUUUGUUUUGUUACAUUUGAUUUGCUGCGCUGGGUUUGACACUCCGCUCACGUAAAUGUAUAGAAGAUGCCCGUGUUGAUAAUGUAUACAUUGUGUGUGUAUAUAGAUUUGAAUCGGGCUGUAAUGGCCGGUAAGAAAUGCUUAGAAAACGAGCAGCUGUCUGAAUACUGACGUAUAUUUUUUACUUUUAUUCAUAAAAUCGACUCAGUUGAACUUGACUUUUUUUUUUUUUUGCUUGUUUUUUUUGUUUGUUUUGGUCAUCAUCCAUUAAACUUUAUCCAAGUGCCCACUA